Molecule: messenger RNA, 2281 nt
Organism: Paralichthys olivaceus (Japanese flounder)
Lineage: Eukaryota; Metazoa; Chordata; Actinopteri; Pleuronectiformes; Paralichthyidae
Product: vimentin-like
Biological process (GO): intermediate filament organization
Cellular component (GO): cytoplasm; intermediate filament
Molecular function (GO): structural constituent of cytoskeleton
Source: RefSeq, a predicted model, not a curated record
UUAAAACCAAGCGUGAAUUUCAAGGCUGUCUGAGACAUUCCUAUUUGCCGCAUAAAACCCAGAGUUGAUCUGAGGGAUCGUCAGUUGCAACGUGGGCUACGCAAAGAGAAGCGGAGAGAGCAGUUAACUGGAAACAAAACAAUAUUUACACAAAAUGAGAGCCGCAUCGUACACCCAGAAGAGCCUGCAAGUUAGCGGCUCUGGCAGCAGAGUAAGGGUUCAGAGCCCUUCGCCAUCCCGGUGCCGUGGAUCCUCGUACGACAGUCGUGGACGCUCAGGAUAUCGUGGCACUGCCAUCGAGUUGGGUACAGAGAUACACCAGCAGCAUGCCAAUGAGAAAGAGGAGAUGCAGGAACUCAACGUCAAGUUUGCAGGAUACAUCGAAAAGGUCCAGGCACUUGAGCAGAGAAAUGCUGCUCUCCACGCUGAGCUGGCGUCCCUACAGAACCGCUACAAAGGAGGCCCCACAGGCAUCGGGGAAGAAUAUGAGCUCAAGUUUAAAGAGGUGCGAGAGCUGAUUGAGUCCCUGACUAAUGAGAAGGGAGCCGCUGAUAUUGAGAGAGGCUACAUUGAAGAAGAGGUUGAAGUAUGGAGACUAAAGCUGGAGGAGGAGCUGGCACUUAAAGAAGAGGCCGAAAUGAUUCUUAGGGAGUUUCGCCAGGACGUUGACAACGCAACACUGCAGAAGGCUGAGCUGGAGAGGCGCAUCGAACAACUGGUGGCUGAGAUAGAGUUUCUCAAGAAGCUGCACGAUGAAGAGGUGGCUGACCUCAUGAAGCAAAUAGAGGACGCAAAGAUCACUGCUGAACUCGAUGGCGAUCGUCCUGACCUGGCAGCCUACCUGCGCAACAUGCGUGCAGAGAUCGAGUCCGUCGCUGCCCGCAAUGUCCAGGAAGCUGAGAAAUGGUACAAGAGCAAGUUUGACACCCUCAAGGAGCACGCUGGCAAACAUGAAGACCAGAUGAAGACCAUGAAAGACGAGAUCUCAGUUUUCCACAACCAAGUGACAGACCUGCAGAACCAGAUCGAUGGGCUGAGGGCUCGCAACGCUGCUCUGGAGCAACAGCUUGAGGAUAUGGAGAUGGCCCACAUCGAUAAAGUGGGAGGCCUAGAGGUUAUCAUCGCUCAAUUGGAGGCCCAGCUCUGCGAAACCAAGCUAGAGAUGACCAAGUAUCUCCAAGAUUAUCAAGAACUGCUGCACAUUAAGCUCAAGCUGGAUGCAGAGAUCGCCACAUACAGGAAGCUGCUGGAAGGCGAGGAGCAGAGGCUCGGGAUUGCCAAAGAUGUCUGAAUGUCCAGGGUAAGAGGAGCAGGAGGUCUGAAGCAGCGGCAGAGCAUCGUGGAGUGAAGAGAUUCUCUCUCAGUUUAGUCAAAGACUCUAAAUUCUUUCCUUUCUUAGCCAUUCUGUCCCUGUCUCACUGUCCUCAUGAGGAUGGCUGGGUAUUAUUUAAAACCUUUCACUACCACUGCUGACAUCUAAGUUUCAGAAUGGCUACUAAAAUGGUGCUUAUCUUAAAAUUUUAUCCAAAUUUCAACAAAUAAAGCCAACACUAGACAUUAAACAUGUCAUAUUUUCCUAAUUGUCUACAAUUGGCAGAAAUAACCCCCAAUAAAAACUGAGGGAAAUAUCAGAUAUAAUUUGCAAUGUGUUCCCAAGAUUUUGAUCAGGAUUGAUCGGAAAAAAGAGGCAAAAUAACAAAAACGAUAAGAUAAUUAAUCUCAGCAGAAACUUGAUGCCACCUUACUGUACUUGACAUUUCUGGAUAUUCUGGUGUCAAAGGCACAUUUCUCUCAAUACCAGAAAUGUUUUGAGGUUUAAUACCCAGGCCUCCUUAACCCAAUCAUUUACUUUCCCACACCCUGACCCCAUUGUUUUUAAGCAUCUACGCGUUCGCCUGCAUUCCAGUCCUUGGUACUGCAAUUUUUUUCCUCCAUUCACUGCCUCUCACUCAAAUGUUUCGGGCCUCUCUUCUUCAUUCUACUUAUUUUCUUUACUCCUGCUCCUAUUCCUGCCCACGCACACCCCUGUUUUGUCACCACCCUUUGCUGAAGUUUUUCAAUUUAUUGCCAUCAGUGCUUCUUGUGAUCAACGUUUUGAUCUCACCACCCUCACAAUGAAAUACUCCUGUUCUGCCUGGAUGUGUCACAAUCUCAGCCCAAACACAGCAGGACAAAUAGCCCCAGAUAAUUUCAAAUGUUUUAAAGACACAACUAUUGAUCAUUUACACUAAUGUUGACCAACUGGUUCCUAAUAAAGAUUGAAGUGAGUGCAUACAAAUAA